Molecule: messenger RNA, 1200 nt
Organism: Impatiens glandulifera
Lineage: Eukaryota; Viridiplantae; Streptophyta; Magnoliopsida; Ericales; Balsaminaceae
Exons: 1
Coding region: 39-1058 (339 amino acids)
Source: RefSeq, a predicted model, not a curated record
UAGUAGAAGAAGAAAGAAGAAGAAAGAAGAAGAGAAGAAUGGGGGGUUGCGUUUCGUCUGCUCUACUGAUGAACCAACAACAACAACAAAAGGAUUUCAUGAGCAGGCAAAUGGAAGGAAGAAACUCUUCUUCUCUGGGCCACCACAUUGUCUGUCUCACUAGCUCCACCUAUGGCCUUCUUUCUCUCGAUCCUCCUAAUUCCUCCGACGAAGACGACGACGAAAAACCCCCCGCACCACCCGAAAUCAUCAAUUCAUGGGAGCUCAUGGCCGGCCUCGACCACCUAAUAAUCACCAACAACAAAGAAAGCAGCUUCCGGGGUUUUCCUCGGCCGAAGAAGCCAUUGGUGGAGGAGGGUGAAGACGAUGAUGACGAUGAUAAGGAGAACUCAAAUCCAAAUAAUAAUAAUAAUAAUAAUAAUAAUAACAACGGGGUGCUAGAGAGAUACUGCAGGAAGGUAAUUGGGGGUGGACCAAAGGGGGGAGAGGAGAAAGUGGUGGUGUACACGACGUCGUUGGGAACAGUGAGGAAGACAUUGGAGGAAUGCAAGGCGGUGAAGGCGGUGUUGGAAGGUAUGGGAGUGGCGUUUUGCGAGAGGGACAUUUCAAUGGACAUCGGUUGGAGACAGGAGCUCACAGAUCUCCUCCUCUUGUCCACCUCCUUCAACAACAACAACAACAAUAGUAAUAAUAAUAAAACUCCUACUCCACCUCGGGUAUUCGUCAAAGGAAUGUACUUGGGAGGGACCCAAGAGUUUAUGACAUUAGCCGAACAAGGCAUCUUACCCCUUUUGCUCCAAGGUUUCCCCACCCCCCCUGCUUCUUCCUGCCACGGAUGCGGAGGACUUAGGUUCCUCCCUUGCCUUUCCUGCAAUGGAAGCUGCAAAAUACUCCGGAUCCAAGAACAACCCAGCAUUAUGGACCUUAAACAACAACAACAUAAUACUACAACAACAACCACCGGAUCAAGAAGACCUACAUCCACCACCACCCUGCAGGUCGUCCCAUGUCCACACUGUAACGAGAAUGGUUUGAUGCUUUGCCCCAUCUGUAACUAGCUAUCUUCUUUCUUCUCCUUAAACUCAAAUCACCUGUUUCAGUUGUUGAACAAUGUACUACAUCUUGUUGUUCUUACUGCUACGUAAAAACUUUAACAACAACAACAACCAUCUUAUCUGUCCAUCCUCCUAUUAUUAUUAU